Strongylocentrotus purpuratus (purple sea urchin) is the source of this 1220-nucleotide messenger RNA. RefSeq lists its product as uncharacterized. NCBI's taxonomy places the organism in Eukaryota, Metazoa, Echinodermata, Echinoidea, Camarodonta, Strongylocentrotidae. The coding region runs from base 60 to 1220 and encodes 386 amino acids. The record is from RefSeq and is a predicted model, not a curated record. The transcript has 7 exons.
UUGACAACAACUGACUGGAGCUGAAUUCGAUUACGUUACGUAAAUCCAGAAGAUACAGAAUGAAGCACUCGGUUGCAGGCGGAGCUGCCGCUAUUCUUGAGAAGUCCAGAAGUCGUAUGAGAGGUCAGCACUUUACAUUAGAUGGUAGAGGGACCUCCAAGAAAACUGAACCAAAACAGCCAAGCAAGAACACCGAAGAUGAUGACAUUGCUGCCUAUUUAUCCCAGCUUUCAAAGAAGACAUCUGGGAAAAAGAAGAACAUGGAUGACAUCGGUUCUGGAAUGAGUGACUUGAGUCUUUCUGAUGAAGCAAAGAACUCCAGUUCAAUGAAGUUUAUGAAAAAAUCAAGCACUGCAAGUGCAGUACUACCUGGCUCUUCCCGAAGUGCACAGAGCAUUCAACAGUCGGCAAGACCGAUGUCAGGGAAGAAGUCUACGAGCUUCACAUCCAGUGCCCUUCAGCGAGCCUCAAAAUACAAUGCAAAGAUAGCUUCCAGGAAGAUAAUAGUAGACAGUGAUUCGUCUGACGAUAGGUCUCGCGACCAGUACCAAGAACUUGAUGUCACUGUAGAUACUUCCAGCCCUCCUGCGCCUGCUGAGAAUAGAGACAAGUACCGAUUCAUGAAAAAGCCAUCGGGUAAAGUGGAGCCAGUAGUCGAUGGGGAAUCUAAGCAAGAGAAUCCGUCUUCCUUUGCCACCCAACUUGAAAAUUACCCUCGCAUGGCUUCUAAAUCUAAUGCGACAGAGUCUAAGAUGAAGGCAAAGCUAUCAACCAAAGCCAAAUCAGAAAGUGCCACAAUGCCUCUGACAUCUACUCCUAUUAGAAACACACAACAGAGCAGCAGUAGACGGAACGUGUACAACAAAAUAAUGGCAGAGCUUGAUACAGAUGAAGAGAGUAUUGACUAUUUGAUAGGAGACACCGCGGAAUACUCCUCUUUUGUGAAGGAUGUGCAGAAAGCCGAUACAGUUUCAGAUCAAGUAUCAGAGAAUCGAGCAUCCCCUCGAAGGCUCUCAGAUACGGGUUAUCUCGCAGAAAAUCUGGAACAUAUAUCCGUGGUUGAAUCCGUGGUUGAAUCUAGUGUUCAGUCAUCGAUAGGAGAGGAUGUAGGGCUGACAUUUUUUGGUCUACAGACCAUCGAUGACUUGCUACCUCCAAACCAUCGACGAUUUGCUGCCACCAAGCACCUCACAAACUCCGGACUAUUCUUCUCGUCAUGA